AGACUGGGGGGUCCAAAGAGGAAGAAAAAGUGAAGCAGGUCACUAUAAAUAAGGUGGUGGUAUGGCCUGAGAGGCAGGUUAACUCCUCCAUCUCUCACAAGCAGAGCAUCAGUCUGACAGCAAUCAAGCACGUGGCCCAAAUGCUCUCUAAAUGUAUCAUUAAGUGAUGUUUUAGCCAGGAAACCAAGGGCUGAGGGUUGCUCCAGGGACCAGCUCCAGGGAUCAUCAACGUCCUGCAGGACAGAAGAUGGAGGCUACCUUCCUUCUGGGGCUCACUUGCCUCUGCUCCCCGUUGACUGCGCUGGUUCUUGACUUCAACACCAUCAGGGGCUCAUCUGAAGUGUCCAGCUCCAGGAAGAGCGCACAGUGCUUGACCGACAAAGAUUGCCUGUCGGGGAAAUACUGUCACAAGCCUCAAGAGGAGCUGCCCUUCUGUGCUCCUUGCCUGGGCUUACGAAGAAGGUGCCAGGGAAAUGCAAUGUGUUGCCCAGGGAUGAUCUGCAUAAAUGAUGUGUGUGCCCAGGUUGAAAGGAUGCCUUUGGCCGAGGAGCAGAGAGAUGGGGAGCAGGCUGACUUGAGUGCCAAGGAACGGCUGCCACACCCAGCUCAAGCAGGCCAUGUCCGGAAGGAGGGAGCCGGCCCCAGGCCACGCAGCCCAGCAGGCGCAGGAGAGCACUGCCUCCGCACCUCCGACUGCGCCCAAGGGCACUGCUGUGCCCGCCACUUCUGGGCAAAGAUCUGCAAGCCUGUUCUCAUCGAAGGGGCGGUGUGUUCCAGGCGAGGGCAGAAGGAUGGUGGGGCUCCAGGCCCUGAAAUCUUCCAGCGUUGUGGUUGUGCACCAGGUCUGGCUUGUCAACGGCCCCUCAGGGGUGCCCCACAGAGAGCUCGCCUGCGCGUCUGCCGCAGCAACUAAGGAGACGGGCAUGCCUGCCUCCAGAUUCUGCAGCCCGGAAGAGGGCAGAAGCAGAGGAAGCUGGAGCCUGAAGCCUGAAGCAAAGCGGAUCUGGAUCACUCCUGUCCUCCCACAACUGGCUGGGUGGGCACGGCAGCCAUGGAAUCGGGCACCCAGGCUCCCUGGACAUUGUGCCCCCUUAGGGACUUACCCAUCACUGAAUUAUCCAUACCUGAGUUGGCAGAAAACUAACUAGCAUGAAUUUUGCUGUCCCCAUUUCUGCUCCUAACUCUAACCUGGCUUAUCACAGGGUGGGUGUCCUGAUUACAUCUGCACAAGGCACCAUAAGUAAAGUGAUCAACAGAUUCCUCCAGCUUUGCUGCUUUCCCCUCUUUGGGAAAAUAUACCGAUUUUGCAGGGUUACAGUGGGAGAGGGGGCUGUAGGCAGGAAGCCGGUCAUCUUUUGGUUUUGGCACCCCGUCUUGGGCUCAGUGAAAGCUGGUUUGCCAAGAAUGGAAAAAGGAUAAUGGAAGGGGAGCCCCCCAUCCUCCAAAAAUGCACAUUUCAUGCCAGACCUGCUCAUAUUAAUGUUGUUGGUAACUCUGACUUGCUAGAUCAGAGCUGGAUUCUCUCCCCCUGCCUCUUUUUUUGGUCCAAGCAUCAACAGAGGUCCUCCCCCCACUGCCCUUCACCCUUCAUUGUUGCCUAAUGCAGCAGAGGAAACCGCACCACUGGCUAAACAAGAAGGCGGGUGCGGCGCUCUCAGUGCCAAGAGGAUUUGCUGAGCUGACCAUCAGAGCAUGCUCUCCCUGGAUAAAUCUUUUCGUCUGCUUUGGCUGAAGGGAGUAAAAAAAAGGAUGACUUCUGCCUCUCCUUUUCAUAAAUUCUCCUUUCUUGCAACUCCUUUGCAUCAAUGUGAGGUUAUUCAUGGGCAAGAGUUGUAUGUUUGACAAUGUGCAAACUUCCCCUGGACAAAAAGGA
Python bivittatus (Burmese python) is the source of this 1873-nucleotide messenger RNA. RefSeq names its product dickkopf Wnt signaling pathway inhibitor 4 (gene DKK4). NCBI's taxonomy places the organism in Eukaryota, Metazoa, Chordata, Lepidosauria, Squamata, Pythonidae. The record is from RefSeq and is a predicted model, not a curated record. Gene Ontology annotation, biological process: negative regulation of canonical Wnt signaling pathway; multicellular organism development. Gene Ontology annotation, cellular component: extracellular region. Gene Ontology annotation, molecular function: receptor antagonist activity; co-receptor binding.